AUGAACCGGUUCGAGGUCCCGAUCACUGUUGGAACAACUUUAUAUGAAGCCGUGCUUCUAUACAAAGGGCAGAGAGUGAUAUCCUCAAAGGGUGAUCAACAAACACGUUUGAGUGUACGGCAAUUAUUUCUAUAUUGCACUUGUGGCAUACUUGCUGGCAUAAUUGGUGGUUUGCUUGGCCUUGGUGGAGGAUUCAUCUUGGGACCCCUUUUCAUUGGAUUAGGAAUUCCUCCUCAGGUUUCAAGUGCUACAUCCACUUUUGCAAUGACAUUUUCUGCAUCUAUGUCAGUGGUAGAAUACUACCUUCUCAAACGUUUCCCGAUUCCUUACGCACUUUACUUUGUAGCUGUAGCCACUGCUGCUGCACUUUCUGGGCAGCAUUUGGUGAGAAAGCUUAUUGCUAUACUGGGGAGAACCUCUUUGAUCAUUUUCAUCCUUUUGUUCGAUCUUCAACGUGGCCCAAUACUUUAA
Cajanus cajan (pigeon pea) is the source of this 471-nucleotide messenger RNA. The record is from RefSeq and is a predicted model, not a curated record. Lineage: Eukaryota; Viridiplantae; Streptophyta; Magnoliopsida; Fabales; Fabaceae.